Aspergillus neoniger CBS 115656 is the source of this 726-nucleotide messenger RNA. RefSeq lists its product as uncharacterized. Bases 1 to 726 code for a protein of 241 amino acids. The transcript has a single exon. The record is from RefSeq and is a predicted model, not a curated record. NCBI's taxonomy places the organism in Eukaryota, Fungi, Ascomycota, Eurotiomycetes, Eurotiales, Aspergillaceae.
AUGGCCACAACCACCACCACUCUCGACCCCCAAUACGCCCAACUCUUCCAAACCUUGGAAUCCCAAUUCCAGACCACCAUCCUCCCCCACGACAAAUGGUACAUCCUCGCCAUCUCCACCCUCGUCGCAAACCCGGACCCCGAACGUGCCGACCAGCUCUACCUCUACCUAACCUCCAAACCCGAGUACUCGACCCCAUCAUCCCGCCAACACCUGAUCCGGCGCAUCCGCGAAGCCCUCAUCAAAAGCGUGAUAAUAGUCGGAGUGUGCAAACCCAUCGAAGCCAUCCUCGCCAUCAGCAAGCUCGAAGCGCCCGAAGACAAAGACUACACGUUCACCCGGGAGGGCUGGCAAUGCGACGAGGCGAAUCACGAGCGCGGCGUGGCGUGGUUGGAGAAGCUGUAUGCGCGGAACACAUCGGGCACGUUGGAUUUGUUUGCGGCGCAUAAGGAUUUCGCCUGGUUGUCGAAGGAGAUUACCUACGGGUUGUUUUUGAGUGAUCGCGGGGUGUUGGAUGAUUUGGAUACCCAGUUGGUGGUGUUGCCGGCGAUUAUGAGUCAGAAUUUGAGAAUUGAGACGCAUUGGCAUAUUAGGGGCACGAGACGGUUGGGGGUCAGUUUGGAGGAUGUGAGGGUUUUGUGUGAGGGUGUUAAGCAUGUUGCUGGGUUCUAUGGGAGGGUUUUGGAUAAGGUGCCUGGUGUGGAGGAGGUGGAGGGGGAUGUUUGA